GCGUCUUUGGGGGCGCAAAGGGGAGCUAGAGCCUGGUCGGAGCGCCCCAGGGUGAAGGGCUGGGGAGGGGAAUUGGGCAGAGUUUGGGGACAAGGUGGGGGCGUCCAGCAUCUGGGGGGCGCUCCCCGGUUAUCCGGACUCUGCUCAGUCUAUCGGUUCCUUCUCAGUUCGGGGAGAGAAGAGGGACCGGGACGGCGGCGGGGACUGAGGGGCAGGACGCGGGAGACUCGGCCUCCUAGGUGAUCCUUGCUUAGCUCCGGAACCGCCCCGAAGGUCAUGACGACGGUGACUGGCUCGGGGGAGGGCUUUGGCUCGGUGGCCUGGUGGGGCCUGUCCCCGGCGCUGGAUCUGCAGGCGGAAUGUCCUCCCGAUGCCCCCAGCCCCGGGGACCCCCAGGAACUCGACAUCCUUCUCCUGGGCUCGGUGGACGCGCGGCACAUCCUGCGGACCUUGGCGCAGACUCCGCGCUGGCCCCCUCGGAAGCUCAAUUUCUUCGUCCUGGAGAACAACCUGGAGGCGGUGGCGCGCCAGAUUCUCAUCCUCAACCUGGCCUUCGAGCCUCCGGAGAGUAUGGGCCUUCAAGAAAAGAGCGAGACAUUCCUGGAGCUCUGGGGGAAUGGGCUCGUGCGGACCCAGGUGGCCGAGUACAUUCGCGCUCAGUCCCAGCGCAUGCGCCGCCUUUUGCCCGAGCCGGAGGAUCUGGCUGCUCAGCUUCCCAAGCUCAGCCUGGAAGCGCUCAAGUACCGGGAGCGGGAUUCCUUGGAGGCCGUGUUCACCUUCUGGGCGGCCUCCGAGGCCGAGGCCUCCUUCCCCCUGAGCCGCCUGUGGGACGCUCGACUCCGGGGUUACCUGGGCUCCCGCUAUGACGCCCGAAUCGGGGUCAGCGACUGGGACUUGCACAUGAAGCUGCAUGACCGAGGGGCCCGGGUCAUCAACAGCAGAGAGUUUCGUCGCUGGCGGGAAACCAGUGUGGCCUUCGAGAUUCGGGAUGCUUCGGCCUAUCAGCUCCCCAAUCGGACGCUAGCGUCAGGACGCCUGAUGAGCCACCGAGGGGAGCGCGUGGCUGUGCGAGGCUACUGGGGGGACGUGGCUACGGGGCCGUUCGUGGCCUUUGGCAUCGAGUCCGACGAUGAGAGCAUCUUGAAGAGCCGCAACGGAACCCCUGUUAAGUGCGCUGGUGAGAUCUCCCUGCACAACGUGACCUCGCUGUUUCGAAGCCUAGGGGCUGCCGAGGAGGAGGGGUCUGGGGCCGAGCCUGAGACCAAGGCAGAGGGCGGGGCUCCAGGGUCCGACCCGGCGGGCUCCAGACCUUUCCGGGUGCACUUCCUGCCCCUGGGGACCGCCCCGACGCUGCACCACCGAAAGCGCUACAGCAGCCGCUUCCACCUUCUCUACGUGUCCUGCGGGAUGGUCCAUCAGCUGAGCCCGGAGCUCGGGGCCUGCGUGGCUCCCGGAGGACGCUUGAUUGUGGAAUUGGCCAGGUACCUUGUGGAUCUGCGGCCUAACCAGCUAGAGAGUUUCCGUGAUCGGGUCCGAGAGCUGGCUGAGGCUGCUGGCUUCGCACCGGAGUCCCACGAGGGUCCCCCCGAAACCUUCGCGCGCUUCUCUCGGAAGCCCCAGCCAGAAGAGGAGGCCCCGAGUGUUUGUCAGAAGGCCAAAGCCCCGCCCCUUGAGGAGACUAACACAGAGAUUUUAACCCCGCCCCCUGAUGCCCAAGAGCCCGCCCCCUCUGAAAUUCAGAGCCUAUCCUCCCAGGCUGAUGCUCCUGGAGCACUGACCCCGCCUCCUAGGGCCUCUGAGCCCGCCCCCUCUGAAAUUGAGAGCCCAUCCUCCCAGGCUGAUGCUCCUGGAGUACUGACCCCGCCUCCUAAGGCUUCUGAGCCCGCCCCCUCUGAAAUUCAGAGCCCAUCCUCCAAGGCUGAUCCUCCUGCAGCGUUGACCCCGCCUCCUAGGGUCUCUGAGCCCGCCCCCUCUAAAAUUCAGAGUCUACUAUCCUCCCAGGCUGAUGCUCCUGGAGCACUGACCCCGCCUCCUAGGGACUCUGAGCCCGCCCUCUCUGAAAUUCAGAGUCUACUAUCUUCCCAGGCUGAGGCUCCUGGAGCACUGACCCCGCCUCCUAGGGUCUCUGAGCCCGCCCCCUCUGAAAUUCAGAGCCUAUCCUCCCAGGCUGAGGCUCCUGGAGCACUGACCCCGCCUCCUAGGGCCUCUGAGCCCGCCCCCUCUGAAGUUCAGAGUCUACUAUCCUCCCAGGCUGAGGCUCCUGGAGCACUGACCCCGCCUCCUAGGGCCUCUGAGCCCUCCCCCUCUGAAAUUCAGAGUCUACUAUCCUCCCAGGCUGAGGCUCCUGGAGCACUGACCCCGCCUCCUAGGGCCUUUGAGCCCUCCCCCUCUGAAAUUGAAAGCCCAUCCUCCAAGGCUGAUGCUCCUGGAGCACUGACCCCGCCUCCUAGGGCCUCUGAGCCCGCCCCCUAUGGCAUUCUUAGACCAGCCACUAGCCCAGAAGUUGGGGGCAUGAGGGACCCGCCCCUCAGCCAUGUGACUCCUCCCUCAAAGACAAUGAACCUGCCUACAGAUGCGGAGCUAGGGCCUUCUGGAAUUUUGGCUCCGCCCCCUGGGCACUCCGCCCCCGCCCUCCCGGGCAUUCUGGGACCUGCCAAGGGUCCUGAUGAUCUUGGAAUGCCCUCUGGGGAAUCCGGUGCCCCCUCUUCCCCAAGACUGACCCCACCUUCGGCAUUUCCGAACCCUUCCCCCAACGACUCUGGCUCCAGAACACGAGGCGCAGGUGAUCCUGACUUCGCCACCGAAUUCUAGAGGGGACCCUUUGGUCCCCGAAUAUUCUAGUUUCUCCUAGGCCCCUGCCCCCUCCCCGACCCACGACUAUGUUGGCCCCAAGAUUCUGAUCGCGUCUCCCUGGAUUUCUGGGGCUCGGCGUCCCCUGUCCUUCCCAGGGAGUCGCAACUUGUUAGAAUAAAGAAUCGAACCCCAUCAUCAGUCUGUGAUCUGGGAGAGAGUGCGGCGUGUCGCCACCGCCUUAAGGGACAGGGGUGGCAGGACUCCUGGGUCCCCAAGAACAAUGGCUCGGGCUCGGGAUGCCUUGCUUCCUGAGGGCGGAGGGUCUGGGUCCUCUGGUCUUUGAGAAGAAUGGGCCAGAGAGCCAGCCGGGUGGGUUUCAGAGAUGUGAAUAGGCUGGGGUUCCUGGGACCUCGGUUCUGGAGAAUCAAGCCGGGGAGGUCCCCAAGGGGCAGAGGGCUGGGACUUGGAAGCAGGUGCCGAGGAGGAAGAGACUCGGCUCCCAGAUGGGGUGGGGUAAGGUGCCUGAAUUGUUGAGGGACUAGGGGAGGCCCCUUAGGGUGGCCGAGAACUUUCUGAGACCGCAGAGAGAGGGCCUCUGGGUCCCUGGGGAGGAGGGGCUGGCGUGUCCGGAUUCUUGGCUCCCUGUGGACCUGAGGGAGGUGUCUGCCAGACACGGGGUAUCUCCCCCCCUCCAGGCCCCCUUAUCUCCCCUGCGGCAGUAUAUUUAGCCUCCCCUUGGCUUUUGUCACACACUGUCCCCAGAGGAGCCCGAAGAGAUCGGAGGCUAGCGGAUCUCAGCCCCCCAAGGUCAUCCCGGAGACUCAUCCAGUCCCCUAACAACAUGGCGGACGAGUCUGAGAGGGUAGGGAGGAGGCCAGGUGGAUGCCCACCGCAGAUCCAGUAAACCCCCCCCCCUUCUCUCUGCAGGAGCAGCGACACGUUACCGGCAGCGCCGCCCGCACCCAGUCCAGCGGCACCCCCGGUUCGACGCCGCUCCUCUGUUAACUACCGCGCCUACGCCACUGAGCCGCACGCCAAG
This is a messenger RNA of Antechinus flavipes (yellow-footed antechinus), 3832 nucleotides long. It is a transcript of the gene DNAAF3, whose product is annotated as dynein axonemal assembly factor 3. The record is from RefSeq and is a predicted model, not a curated record. Gene Ontology annotation, biological process: axonemal dynein complex assembly; motile cilium assembly. The coding region runs from base 277 to 2811 and encodes 844 amino acids. The transcript is spliced from 15 exons. NCBI's taxonomy places the organism in Eukaryota, Metazoa, Chordata, Mammalia, Dasyuromorphia, Dasyuridae.